AUGGCUCCAGGGCUCCAUUCUCAUCUGCCAGUAAUGGCCACACUGGUUCUGCUGCUUUCCCUGCUGGGUUUGGCUGCUGGUGGGAAGCUGCUGGUGGUGCCAGGGGAUGGGAGCCAUUGGCUCAGCAUGAGAGAAGUGCUGGAGAUCCUCAGGCAGAAGGGACAUGAAAUAGUUGUUGUUGCACCUGAAGUCAGUUUGCACAUGAAACCUUCAAAGAAUUUUGUGAUGAAAAUGUACUCAGUCCCUUACACACAGGAAGAGAUGGAGGAAGUUUUCCAAGGAUUUUUUCAUAUGUCAUUUGAAGAAGGAUCUUUUCUGGAAAGAUUUAUUAAAGUAUAUGAAGGUAUGAAAAGAAUCACGGACCUGGGUGUCAUUGGCUGUGGUCAUCUCCUGCAGAACAAAGAGCUCAUGGGGUAUCUUGAAGAGACCAAGUUUGAUGCCAUCCUUACAGAUCCUGUAGUGCCUUGUGGGUUGAUACUAGCAGAGCAUCUUUCACUUCCCUCUGUGUUUUUCUUACGAGGAAUCCCAUGUGGUUUAGAUUUUGAAGCCACUCAGUGCCCCAAUCCUCCUUCUUAUGUCCCCAGGACAUUCACACAGCUUACCGACCACAUGACCUUUCUCCAGCGGGUAAAAAACCUCCUCCAUGACAUCCCAAGUUUUUUUCUCUGUGAUUUUGCCUUCCAACCGUAUGAGAAACUGGCUUCUGAGUUCCUCCAUCAGGACGUGACUGUGCUGGAUCUCUUACGCAAGGGGUCUAUUUGGCUCCUGUGGGUAGAGUUCGUGUGACCUUUGAUGCCCAACAUCAUUCCAAUUGGAGGAGUAAACUGUGCUCACAAGAAGUUGCCUCAGGUGGGUCAUGCUGUGUGUAUAAUCUAUGGUGUGAUUGAGCUGGGUGUUCUCCAGUGUGGAAUUGUGUUGCAGAAAGGAAUCAGGUUCCCAUUUAGAGUGAGUUAG
Molecule: messenger RNA, 954 nt
Organism: Acanthisitta chloris (rifleman)
Lineage: Eukaryota; Metazoa; Chordata; Aves; Passeriformes; Acanthisittidae
Product: UDP-glucuronosyltransferase 1-1-like
Exons: 1
Molecular function (GO): UDP-glycosyltransferase activity
Source: RefSeq, a predicted model, not a curated record